AUGGCUGAAAGUAAUAAUAAUAGUCCCGAGGAUAUUCCUAUGCUUGAAAGUUCUCAAGGUUCUCAUAGUAAUUGUGAUAAUCCUUCUGAUGAUAAGCUCCCUAAAUUAAGUUGUAAACAUUCUGAUUCAGUGGAUGUGAAGGACUUUAAAGAGAAAUUAUUGAAAUUUAAAGAUAUCAAAUGUGUGAAUUGUGGUGAUAAUAAUGAGAGUGGUGUAAAAGUAAAAGUUGAACCUUCUGAACCUGAUUCGAUAGCUACCACUGAAAGGAAUGAAGGAGGAGAUCUAAAAAAUGAAGACUCGGCGUCAUCAAAGAAUGCUGAAACCUUAACGAAUCCAAAUAUUUGGAUCUGUCUUAUUUGUAGUGAACCACAUUGUGGUCGAGAAGCCAAAGGGCAUGCGAACAAACACUAUGAAGACAAUAAAGAACAUGCCCUUUCAAUUGAUUUUGUAGAUAGAAGGAUUUGGUGUUAUAAAUGUGAUGAUGAGCCUAGCAUUAAUGAUGUUUUAACUGAAGAAGAAGACGAAGAACGAGUACAAGAUUAUGAAUUAGCAAAAAAAAGUCGGAAAAAUCGAGUUCGAGUUACCGCGCCAGGAUUGAGUAACCUCGGAAACACUUGUUUCUUCAAUUCUGUCAUGCAAGUGGUUGUGGGUACUUCUGUACUUCAUGAUAUACUUAUACCGACGAAUCCUUACCAUAAUCCGCCACAUAUUGAUUCAAUUAAAUGUAUAGCGGCUACAGAGGAUAAUGUCGAUGAUCUCACCGAUGCUUUUAAAAAAUUUCUUCUACAGAUGUGGCGUGCUCAGGAUAGUAUAGUUGCACCGAGAGAAUUAUUUUCCGAGAUUUCUAGAAAAUGGCAACAAUUCCGUGGAUGGCGACAACAAGAUAGUCAAGAACUUAUGCGCUUUUUAUUUGAUGGAAUAAAAAGUGAGGAGCUCAAGCUGAUAAAGAGAUAUUCUUCAAAGCCUUCAAAAAAAAGAGAUCAAGAGAUAUGCAUGUCAUAUGAUGAAGACCAUUCCGAUGAUGAAAGAUCGGAAGAUUCAGAUGAUGAAAAGCAAGAUGACAAAAAAUAUGAAUCUUUUAUUGACGCUUGCUUUGGUGGAAAAUUAGUUAGUGUCAUUGUAUGUGAUGUUUGUAAAAAUUGUUCGUAUUCGUACGAAGAAUUUUUGGACGUUUCAUUACCCAUUAAAUCACCUUCCGCAGAUAACGAUCAAUUUAUGAAGAACGAAAACUCAUUCCGUUAUGAUAAUGCCGCACCAUAUAGAAGUAAUUCGUCCCAGAGUGAUGGUGGUGGUUCAGAAGGUGAAGAAACGAAUUCUGACGCUGAAACAGAGGACGGAAUUCCAGAGCGGGCAAGAACAAGGAUCGAAUUGCUUUUGAGAGAUCUUCCAUCAGAUUCAGGUCGAUCAAGUCCAAGCUUAUCAAAGGAACCAAGUAUUACGCUUCGAGAGUGUCUGAAAAGUUUUGUGAAAGUCGAAACUUUGGAAGGGGACAAUAAGUUUGCCUGUAACAAUUGUUGGAAGCGUAAGAAAAAGAAGGAAGAAAGUGAAUCUGCUGAUGAUUCAAAUAAACAUGGUAGCGAUAUGGAAGGAGUAGAAAUCAACGGACCUGGAGAACCGAUGGAAGGUGUUUUUAGAACGGAUGAUUCACAUCAAACAGAGGAUACUGGAUCGCCUCCUGUUGAUAGACAUGAUGAUGAUGAAAGGUCAUCUCCAAAAUAUGGCUACCAUGAAUCGACAUUCUCGGGCACUAGUUCUCAAACUACAUCCAAGCCCGUAUCAGAACCGGAAUUCAUUCUUCGUAAAGCUUAUAAAAGAUAUCUUUUUGAUUCUUUACCUCCCGUGAUGGUGUUUCAUUUAAAAAGGUUCCAACAAGUUGGAAGUAGGUGGUCGAUUUCAGCUAGUAUGAGAAAGAUCGAUGAUUUUGUGGCUUUUGAUGAAGAAAUAGAUCUUGCUGAUUUUGUUAUUCCGCCUGAAAUUGAAGAAGAAAAUGAAGUAAAUGGUAUUAAUAAUGAACAUAUUAUUAAUGGUAGUGUAUUGUCAAAUCAAAGUAAUCCAUGCAAAUUUGGUACCAAAUAUCGACUUUAUGGUGUAGUAGUACAUCUUGGAAGUUUAUAUAAUGGACAUUAUAUAGCAUACGUACUCUCAAGGAACAUUCUUAGUGAUGAUGAACAGUCAGGGGUACAUAAUUCAUCAUUUAGUGGUUUUGAUAAAGCAAGGGAUACUGAGCGAAAAAAUCAUAUAACAGAUGAUCAAAGGCAAUGGAUUUAUUGUAGUGAUAGUUCUAUAAGGGCUGCUUCAGUAGAUGAAGUACUAAAUAGUGGAGCGUAUUUAUUAUUCUAUGAACGUGUAUGUGAAUGA
Molecule: messenger RNA, 2358 nt
Organism: Funneliformis mosseae
Lineage: Eukaryota; Fungi; Glomeromycota; Glomeromycetes; Glomerales; Glomeraceae
Source: the annotation of a GenBank genome assembly